GCGAUCUGUUAUCUGUUGUGUCAGCUGCCCGCACACUAUCUAACUUUUGCUUGUGUUGGCAAUCAACAAAACAGGUCCCAAGUGGCAUCAUACAGCUCCCUGACUCGUCUAUCUAUCGUCAGUCAACCAGUCAGUCAUCUUAUUAACAUACUCCGAGUGAAUCAUCCAUUUGCUUUUGGUUUUGGUGUCAAAUCUUCAGCGUAUUUUGUCCUGCCCAUAAUUUCCUAUUCUAUAUCGAGCAAUAAAAGUACCAAACGAAAAUGAUCUCUGCUAAGCUUUUCUACUUUUUCACCUUUCUGGCAUCUGCUGCCGCAUGGACAACGUCCAGCAAAUCCGCCACUGCACGACCAUCGUCAUUGGCAUUGAAGGCAACUCGUGAAGAUUUCCUCAAGUCCAUGGCCAUUGGUGGAGUGGGUGCGCUACUGACGGCUGCCACGCCUGCCUUUGCCGAUGAAACCUUGCCCAGCGGUGUCACCUACACGGUCAAAAAGGCUGGAAAUGGUCCCAAGCCCGACAGCGGAGAAUUGGUGGCCAUUCGCUUUGCCGCCUUUUGUGGCUCAAACAAGAUUGAUGACAUUUUCAGCACUCCAGAACCAUAUUACACUCGCGUUGGAUCGGGAGGUCUCUUGAAGGGUGUCGAAUCCACCUUGCCACUGAUGCGUGUUGGAGAUAGAUGGGAACUUACCAUCCCGUCAAGUCUUGCAUUUGGAUCCAAAGGACGACCUGCAUCGGCUGGUAAGCCAAGAAUUCCAUCUGAUGCCACCAUUAUCUUCGAUGUCGAAAUGGUGGGCCUGCCAGGAAAGGAACCUGAGUUGAUUGAACUCAUGGGGGAUGUCUGAGGAGAAGGGCAAAUAGUUGCAACCAGAUUCUCCGAUGAUUGAGAAACUACCUUGAAACGAACUACGAGUGUGCAAUGCAAUGGCGUAGGCAGAGGUAGUAGAGUUUCCGUGGAAUGAAGUGUCCACAGCAGACAGCACUAAACAUAAGCUACUAUUCCAUUUUG
Molecule: messenger RNA, 1003 nt
Organism: Seminavis robusta
Lineage: Eukaryota; Bacillariophyta; Bacillariophyceae; Naviculales; Naviculaceae
Source: the annotation of a GenBank genome assembly